AUGUCUCAACAAGUUGUUAGUAAUAGCUCAUCACCAACUGCUUCUGCAGCAGAAUUGUCAAGUGGUUGUGCGUCAUGGUCAUCAGCAUCUUCUGCUGCUUGUACUACUUUAUCAGCAAUCGGAAGUGGUGCUGAGAAUUGUUAUCAAUAUUUGGUAGAUUUGAUUGAGAGUCAACUCAAGAAUUCCUCACCAUUGAAACUCUCCCUUAUCGGAUCAUCAUUAUCUUUGUUCUUAGUAACAUUGUAUUAUAGUAGAAAGUUAUCAACACCUACCAUGAUAUUCCGAUCUGUUCUUCAAUGCUUUGUAUGGAAAAACAAGUUGAUUGGAAUGACAGUCUGUACAGCAGAGGAAAAGAAAAAGAUUAAUGAAAGUUUAUUGUAUGUGGGAUCUUACAUUCGUCCUUCUCAUGUUAAUUUGGAUAUUGAGGCUCAAACCCUUUCAAGUCUUGUUGCCUUUUCAAGUGCCAAGAGUGGACAACACUUGUUGGAUAAGUAUGGAUUGAGAAAGGCUAUGCAACAUCAAAUUCUAUUCCCACCAAUUUCUAGUAGAAAUACUUUGAAAUUGGAGAGAAUUCCAUCUUUGAGAAAUUCAGUUUUGGCUAAAUUGAAAGAUUCACCUGAUAAGAAGAAAGUUUUGUUCUAUAUUCAUGGUGGAGGUGGUUUUGGUAAUUGUUGUGAUGGUCUUCAAGUUAGUUCAAUGGUUGAGUAUUUGAAUGGUAGAGAUGAUCAUUCAAUUCACACAAUCUUCUCUGUUGCCUAUCGUUUGAUGGGAUUGGAUGAGGAAGAAAGAAAGAAUAAGUCCAAAUUUGCUUCAAGCUUUGAGGAACAAUUACAAGAUUGUAUGGAUGCUUACAAGUGGCUUAUUGAAAAGUAUGAUCCAAAGGAUAUUGUUUUCAUGGGUGAUUCAUUUGGUGGAGCUGUUGUUGCAAAUUUAUUAGCCAAGAUUGGUGCUGAGCUCGGCAUUGAAAAGCAACCUUACAUGGCUGUCACAUUAUCAGGAUUCUUCGAUACUACUGUCAAGAGUUUUAGAGAACACUUUGAUAUUGAAAAUUCUGUCAUUGCAGCUCCAAAUAAUAUUGACAUCAUGGAAGAAUUAUAUCCAAAUAUUCCAGAUUCAUUGGUUCCAAUUCGUUUUGAUUCAUCUGUCAUUUCAACCUUCAAAGACACCAAGAUGCUUAUCGUCUACAGUAAUCAUGAAGAAGUAACUUUUGAAAAUAAGCAAUUUGCCUCUCUCUUACAAUCUCAACAUCCAAAUGUUACUGUCAUUGCUGAGGAUGGUCAUGUUCAUGGUUAUCCAUUAUUCCACAGCUAUUCACCUUGCAUUAAGAAAACAAUGGACAGAAUCAUCGACCUUGUCAGUCAAUAAUCAUCAUCAUUUAAUAGAGUAUUAUAUAAUCAAAAUUUCAAUAGGGUUUUUCUGAAGAAACAUAGGGAAUAUUACAAUCAGAAUAAAUAAUUAUUCACUUCCUC
Messenger RNA from Naegleria gruberi, 1469 nucleotides. RefSeq names its product esterase. The coding region runs from base 1 to 1365 and encodes 454 amino acids. NCBI's taxonomy places the organism in Eukaryota, Heterolobosea, Eutetramitea, Acrasida, Naegleriidae. Gene Ontology annotation, molecular function: hydrolase activity. The transcript is spliced from 3 exons. The record is from RefSeq and is a predicted model, not a curated record.